This is a messenger RNA of Calypte anna (Anna's hummingbird), 1296 nucleotides long. RefSeq names its product SWI5 homologous recombination repair protein (gene SWI5). NCBI's taxonomy places the organism in Eukaryota, Metazoa, Chordata, Aves, Apodiformes, Trochilidae. Gene Ontology annotation, biological process: double-strand break repair via homologous recombination. Gene Ontology annotation, cellular component: Swi5-Swi2 complex; Swi5-Sfr1 complex. Bases 1 to 726 code for a protein of 241 amino acids. The transcript is spliced from 6 exons. The record is from RefSeq and is a predicted model, not a curated record.
AUGGCAGCACCCCGGGAGCUGUGCCGGCCCGGCAGCGAGUGCUUCCUGCGGCCAGGCAGGACGUGUGGGGCGGGCAGUGCCAGCUUUCCCCCUACAAAAAUAACAAUUGUUCGAGCGAACCUGCGGGCCCUCAGAAAACUCCCAGAGACCCCAUCCCACCUGCGGCCCCCGGGGGGCCCUGCCGGGGGAGAACUACCCGGCCCGGCCUGCCCCGCGGCGGCCGCCGCAGCAGCUCCCGCCCUGCCCCGCUGCGGGGGAGGAGGGUCCGCAGCUCCCGGCCUGCCCCGGGCUCAGCCCGCAUCGGGCGGGGAACAGGCGGCAGCCCUGGAUGAGGGGAUCCCGCCGAGCGGGGGCUGCAGCCCGGCCCGCCGACUGAGCGGCCUGCCGAGGAUUCCUCCGAGGAGGACCCCCAGGCGCUGCGGCCCCGCCGGCUUCAAGUCACCGGUUCCAUCUCCAGGGUCCUGCCAACUUACUGGAACCAGUGAAGAAGCCCUGCGGUAUGAAAUCGAAGAGCUGAAACAGAAAGACCUUGCUCUAGACAAGGAAAUUGCACAAUUAUUGUCUGAUGGCUACAGCCUGGAGGAACUGGAGAAGCACAUCUCUCUGCUCCAUGUGUAUAACGAUAUUAAAGAUGCUGGACAGAUGCUGCUGGGCAAGCUGGCUGUUAUCCGAGGGGUUACUACAAAGCAGCUCUACCCUGAAUACGAUCUGGAGCUUAGUGACUAGGACUGAAGCUGAAGACUGUUACACCCUGCAAAAAUGACUGUUGUUGGGCCAUUAUGUUUUGGUGUUGUGCUGGUUUAGAACAGACAUGAGGUACCCUUGGAAAUAUGUAUGUUGAACUGCAACAGAGUAUGGGUUCAGUGCCUUAUUUCUAAGAAACUUUGGUCAGUUGAAGUUGUUGAAUCUAUCAGCUCUUUCUUGCUUGUGGGAAAGGGAUGUAGAGGGUUGGAUAAUUUUGUCUACUACCCAAUCAACAGUAUUUUUAUUUAUUUAUUAGAAAGGUUGUAACUCAGUUUGGUGUUAUGACUCUUCCCAUAGAGUCUUUGCUUCUCUACAACAUCUCUACAAUAGACAAAGUGAGGACAUACAAAUGUGCAAUGUCAUAGCUGCUUUGAAAAAAAAAAAAAAGAAAAAACUCAGAAGUAGAGGGAAGAAGGCUGAGGUUUUGGCUUGGGGGUGUUGUUUUGGUUUGUGAUCAAUCUGGCUAAGUCUGGAUUUUUUGCAUUUUUGUACUCAGGUGCUCUGGUAUCUAGAGGUUUUGUAUCAUUUCUGUAGUAAAUGGUAAAAUGUGAA